Molecule: messenger RNA, 3049 nt
Organism: Sodiomyces alkalinus F11
Lineage: Eukaryota; Fungi; Ascomycota; Sordariomycetes; Glomerellales; Plectosphaerellaceae
Exons: 2
Coding region: 154-2949 (931 amino acids)
Cellular component (GO): nucleus
Molecular function (GO): RNA polymerase II CTD heptapeptide repeat phosphatase activity
Source: RefSeq, a predicted model, not a curated record
GGCUCGAUGCCAUGGGAUUGGAACCUUCACCCACACCCAUUUUGAGUACCAUCGGGGAAGCUCCUCCCAAGAAUCAGUUAAAACUCGACGAUUUGUAGGUCGCACAAGCAAAAGCGAAAGCAAAAUACAGCGUCGCCUGCCCCCACAAGUGUCAUGGGCAAGCAAAUCUGCCUGGGUACGCGCUUGCGCUACCCCAUCACCAUCACCAAACUCCUCAAAUCCCCCGGCGAUCCCGUCCAGCGACAAGAAAGCAUUCUGGAAUACUCCUUCAAAUGGAUGAAAGAGGUCGGCGACCACGUCUCCGGCUCCGCCUGGCAGGAGGAGCAGACCACCGUCGCCACCUGGGACAGCCCCGUCGAGGGCACCCUCAAGGCCUGGCUCCUGCGCGAGGGCGACCCCGUCCACCGCGACCUGCCCUGCCUCGAGGUCGACGAGGCCUGCAGCCACGAGAUCCAGUUCCACGGGCUCUGCGCCGUCUGCGGCAAGGACAUGACCGAGGUCUCCUGGGCCUCCGACAGCCUCGACACCCACCGCGCCACCAUCAACAUGACCCACGACCAGACCGGCCUCAUGGUCAGCAGCGGCCUCGCCACCCGCGCCGAGCACGACACCCAGCGCCGCCUCCUCCGCCAGCGCAAGCUCAGCCUCGUCGUCGACCUCGACCAGACCAUCAUCCACGCCUGCAUCGAGCCCACCGUCGGCGAGUGGAUGGAGGACCCGUCCAACCCCAACUACGACGCCGUCAAGGACGUCCGCCGCUUCCAGCUCAACGACGACGCCGCCGCCCCGCGCGGCGCCGUCACCUCGGGCUGCUGGUACUACGUCAAGAUGCGCCCCGGCCUCGUCGACUUCCUCGAGGCCAUCGCCGAGAGGUACGAGCUCCACGUCUACACCAUGGGCACCCGCGCCUACGCCCUCAACAUUGCCAAGAUCGUCGACCCCCACCAGAAGCUCUUCGGCAACCGCGUCAUCAGCCGCGAUGAGAAUGGGAGUAUUCUGGCCAAGAGCCUUCAGCGCCUCUUCCCCGUCAGCACCAACAUGGUCGUCAUCAUUGAUGAUCGCGCUGAUGUUUGGCCCCGCAACCGUCCCAACCUCAUCAAGGUCGUCCCCUAUGAUUUCUUCAAGGGCAUCGGUGACAUAAACUCGAGCUUCUUGCCUAAGCGCCGCGACCUGUUGCCGGCACCCAUCGCGCCGGCGCCUGCUGCCACUAGCACUACCACUACUGCCACUACUCCCACUACUGCCACUACUGCCGCUACUACCACUACUGAUGCCACCAGUAGUACCACCACUCCUACUAUCAACGGGAAUGCCAACACCAACUCCAACGCCACCACACCGUCUGGUGCCACGGCCCCCUCCACCACCAACAGACCGUCUGCCAUCGAUGACUUGAUCAGCAUGAGCAACGGCGACGACAAACAGCUGCAGAUAGAGCAGACCAAGGAGCAGGAGCGGUCGUUGGAACAUCAGAUCAAGGACCGGCCGCUGCUCCACCUCCAAGAAGCCCUGGACAAAGAAAGCGAGACCACCGACUCGGAAGACGGCGAGCACCAUCACCACCGCUCUCAAGUGCUUCGUGACGACGACGAAGAGCUCUUCCACCUCCAGCAACACCUGACGGAAAUCCAUACCGAGUUUUACAAGCUCUACGACGCCAAGCGGGCCGCCCGCCGCGAUUCGCCUCCCAAGCAGGCGCCCUCGCACGAGAGGCAUCGCAAACAGUCGGCCGACGACGGCGUCGACCUCUCCAUGGUGCCCGACGUCGGCGAGGUGCUCGACGAGCUCAAGUCCAGGGUCCUUCAGGACACCGUCAUCGUCAUGUCGGGCAUUGUACCCCUGGGCAUCGACGUGAUGCAAUCCGAAAUCGGUCUGCAGGCCAUGAGCUUCGGCGCCGAGAUCCAGACCAGGGUCACCAACAACGUCACCCACGUCGUCGUGGCGCCCUCCCGCACGGGGACCCAGAAAGUCCGCCAGGCCUUGCGCAUUCCGAGCAUCAAGAUUGUCAACCAAAACUGGCUCACCGACUGUCUGAGCCAGUGGAGGCACCUUGACGAGACACCCUACGUCGUUCAUGUGCCGACGUCCCACGAGAGGAGACGCAACGGCGUUGCUGUCGACGGAAGGGCCGGGAGCCAGGACCAGGGCAAUGACCAGUACCAGGGCAAGGCCGAGACCGAGACCGAGACCGACGCGAACCGCACCGCAUCGGGAACGACUGGCGAGCCCGGCACGUUGCCGCUCACCGAACAGCACUUGUUCGACGAGGACGACGAGGACGUUGAAGGUGCGGAUGAAGACGACGACGAAGACGAGGAAAAUGCCAACGACGGUGACGGGGACGAUGAUUUCGCGCCCGAUUUCAGCGCCGGGAGCCCCAUUGAUGACCUGAAAACGUUCGACUGGGGCGGUAUUGACGACGAGAUGCGCGAGUUUCUCGGCAGCGACGUCGACGACUCGGAGGAUGGUGAGGGUGAGGGUGAGGGUGACGGUGACGGUGACGGCGGAUCAUCAUCGCGCGGCACAGCCGACGAGUCGGAAGGAGGCGUCUCGGACGAAGACGGAUCCCAAAAGUCCGGCCCCGGCGGGACCAAACGGAAAGCGGCCGACCACGACGGGGACGACGACGAUUCGGAACGCGAAGGGAGCGUCCUCGCCAAGAGGCAACGCGUGGCUAAGGACCGCGGCGCGUCCAAGCUGAGUGGGGUGGUGCACAUGCCGUCGUACGCGGGCGGCGAGUCGACCAGCAGCAGUCUCCCUACGCCGCAGGUCACGGGCGACGAAGACGAAGUGGCGGCGGCGCAGAAGAAGAUUGCUGGCAGUGGCGGCAACAAUAAUGACGCGGCAAACGCUGAAGACGACGACAACGACCACGACGACGACGACUUUGGGGCCGAUCUCGAGGCGGAACUCGAGAAGGAGCUUGAGGCGGACGCGACCGGGGGUUAGAAGCCUCCUCCUUGCGUCAACGGCAACUGUCAUCCCCGGCAUCAUGGCCACGACGACGAUGUCGACGGCGAUGUGGAGACGGCCUUUGCGCAGGCGGGCG